Molecule: messenger RNA, 558 nt
Organism: Aspergillus terreus NIH2624
Lineage: Eukaryota; Fungi; Ascomycota; Eurotiomycetes; Eurotiales; Aspergillaceae
Exons: 1
Coding region: 1-558 (185 amino acids)
Source: RefSeq, a predicted model, not a curated record
AUGGGGCGAUACCUUGGUCGGUUGGUUCUGCAACUCCAGUUGAUGUCAAGUCGCACCGCACUUCUGUACCAAUUCGAGCCAUUGUUUGCGCAUAAGCCGAUGGCAAAGGCUAAGUCUAUUGGGCCGCAGAUCAGCACACGGCUCCUGUCUGUCCUAGUGUCAGCCACUGGCGGGUCUGGAGAAAGAAUUGAUGUAACGACCUUUGAAUCUCCAUGGAUCAUUCAGCCUGCAAGGUGCACCCUUGAAACAAUCCCUCACACUCUCGAAGAGCUUCUCCACCAUUACCAUAGUGAGGGAUCGGAUUUAGCAAUCUAUCGCUGCGAAGCCCGGGAUGAUGUGGGGUCGAAGCCCGCCAUCAGAACUGACACAGUGGACGCGCUUGCUCGGAUGAAUCUGCUGCCGCAGGACACCUAUGCCACUGUAGGCCAGCACCGCGGCGUCGAGAGCAUUGGCGCCUUCUUACGGAGCCAUCGCAGUGUUGGCUGUCUUCCCUUCCAAAAGAACUGUUUUUUUCAGGCUCGCGGAUGUCGGCAUGUAUGCGUCGGUAAAACCAGCUGA